UCUGAUAGUAAUUACAUGACGUACCUACCGUUGCAAAGAAAUACCGCAAACCAAGAGAACUGUAGGCUCAAGAACGUCGAUAAACGUCCUCUCGAGGAAGAAAACAGUAGAAACAGACGUAGAAAAUCACCUGAAUCCACCAUGAGUAAGACCCAUCCACCGGAAUUAAAGAAAUACAUGGACAAAAGACUAUCAUUGAAACUUAAUGGUGGUCGACAUGUGACAGGAGUUUUACGAGGAUUUGAUCCUUUCAUGAACCUUGUACUGGAUGAAGCUGUUGAGGAAGUGUCAGCGCAGGAGAAGCAUAACAUUGGCAUGGUGGUGAUCAGAGGAAACAGUAUUGUCAUAAUGGAAGCGCUGGACAGAAUAUUAUGACAGGAUACAUGGAUUAGUUUUCUCUAGCUUCUUUAUACAGUUACUGUAAAGCCUUGCUGCUUGUAAAUAGCUCUUUCGUGUGCAAGUUAUGUUGCCUACAAACUGACAUUGACACUUGGUCAUUUCCACAGCCAAGAGAAUCUGUUGUUUUUAAGGUCUGUAACAGACUGAUACAAUCUCUAGACAGGCUAGUUGUAAUGUGCUGACAACAAUCAUUGUAUUUCCAUUUUAUAUAAAUAUAUGGACCUGUUAAUUUAUUUGAAAUUAACAAAAUAAAGUACAUGUAUUGUCCUAAA
Orbicella faveolata is the source of this 671-nucleotide messenger RNA. RefSeq names its product small nuclear ribonucleoprotein G-like. Gene Ontology annotation, molecular function: RNA binding. NCBI's taxonomy places the organism in Eukaryota, Metazoa, Cnidaria, Anthozoa, Scleractinia, Merulinidae. Gene Ontology annotation, cellular component: catalytic step 2 spliceosome; U2-type prespliceosome; U1 snRNP. The record is from RefSeq and is a predicted model, not a curated record. Gene Ontology annotation, biological process: spliceosomal snRNP assembly; mRNA splicing, via spliceosome.